AUCUUGUGUGCCAUCAUUUUUUAGGCGUGAUUUGUUGUAGACAUCGCUGCAAUUUAAUUUUUGAUGUCUGUGAGAGCAUGAACCUUGAUGUCUUGACAAAUUGGCCAUGGCUGUCCUUUUGAAUGGUUCAACUAUGUGCAUGAACAGUCGCACUCAUAAUUAUGGGAUCGUGGGUUGUGUAGAUACUUUAGCCUUGUUAAGCAUUCUUCUGCCCCUAUGUACACAUGAGUUGGAUUGAGGUUUAGGGCUGUUAUACGCUCCUGACCACCCUGUGAGCUGCUGUUGCGGAAGUAAAUUUGAAGUAUGGUAUGUACAGGUGUAUAAAGCUUUGAAAUUUUAUGUUCAUAGAGCUAAUGCUUGCGUGUAAAUACUGGUUAUAGAAAUUACUUAGUAUUUCAUGGAGGAAAAAAAAUGCUUGCAAAAUUAGUAGCUCAUUUCAUAUGUAGAUCUUGAUUUCCUAAGACCAGCACUUGGUUACUGUCGUGCUUGUUGGCUGAGUGAUUUUCUAUGAUUCCAGUUGUGUAUCCUAUGUAUCUCUAACUACGUGCGUAUUCGAAAUUGGCCCUGACAACUUUUCUACUAACGAAGUCUAGUUCUUUUGAAAGUUAGUGCAAGUAGUGUAAUUGCUAAUGUACUUUCUUAUCACUUUACAUCCACGUCCUAUUACUAACUGAAUUUAAAUGAGCAAACACAUGCUAUUAACUGGUUGCAGGUAAACUUGCUCAAGAUCGAGAUGACCCAUUGAUUUGUUUUUAUAAUUUUCUUAAUGAAAGAGUGCACUGCAUAAUUAUUCUUAUGUCCAUUUGUUUUCACACCGCCCUUGGCAUUUUCUUAAUUUUACCUUACAUGGUGCCAUGGUGGUGGUGUUUAUUCAUCACUCUAGAUCCUUUAGUAGUGUGUCAGUAUCAAUAUGUUACUUCCCUUUUUUGUCCUUUCUGAUUGGGCAGAUGCCACCAUUUAGAAGCUAAAAUUGAUCUGUGCAAUUUAGAAGUUAAUUGCCAUUAUUCAUGGCACAAUUUCAAUAAUGGUAGGUUUUAUUCCUGUUGGUUGAUAUUGUUGACUUGUUAUGAUACUCUCAUGAAAAACUUCGAUAUCAACACAUGAGCCCCUUAUGUCACACAUUUAUGCCUUUUUGGAUCUAGUGGAUCAACAUUUUUUGUACUUGUAUCAUGCCCCACUUGGUCUCUACAUCACAGUAACAGAAAAGGCAUUCUCUGGUCCAUCUAACCUUCCCCAAUACUGUUUUCUUUUCAAAAAGCAAGAGGGUUAUCCAUGUUGUACCUAUGCCUUGUUUGGCAUAGCUUUUGCUGAAAAACGAUUUUUGCUGAAAGCUGCUUAUGCCUUAUGCCAAAAGCUGUUGGCUUUUACGAGAAAUUUUUAAGUUCUCAGCACACUAGCUUUUCAAAAAAGCCACUCUUAACCAGCUUAUCAGCUUUUAGUUCAUUUCAUCGUAAGCCAGCUUUUCAAAAGUCAGCAAUAAGCUAGCCUGUUUAUUUCAACUUGUAGCUUUUGAGAAGCAGAAGCAAACUGUGCCAAACAGGGCCCUAGUGACGAGGUGAUAUCUUGUGCAGGCAUUGGAAGUGAGAAAACUGGUGCAUCAGCACAUCUAUUAGACUGUAGAUGCUGCCAGGUAGCAUAAUGUCUUUUGAAGAUAAAGCAAUCUCUAGUCGUGUCGCUUCACUCUCACCAAAAGCUAUGGUUCUAGAAUCAGAUCCAAGCAGGAUGAUGACUUUUAGUUCAAAUAUGGAACAUUCUCAAAUAAAUGGCCAGGCAAAUGCUGUUGUUGGUCCAGUGGCUAUCUUUUGGGACAUUGAGAACUGCUCUGUUCCAAGUGAUGUACGGCCAGAAGAAGUUGCUGGAAAUAUCCGGAUGGCUUUACGCCAGCAUCCUGUUGUUAAGGGUGCUGUGACAAUGCUCUCUGCUUAUGGAGAUUUCAAUGCCUUUCCUAGGAGACUCCGGGAGGGAUGUCAGAGAACUGGAGUCAAACUUGUUGAUGUUCCUAAUGGACGGAAAGAUGCUGCUGAUAAGGCUAUACUGGUUGAUAUGUUCCUCUUUGCACUUGACAAUCGCCCACCAUCAUCCAUUAUGCUCAUAUCCGGUGAUGUGGACUUUGCUCCUGCAUUGCAUGUACUUGGUCAGCGUGGAUACACUAUUGUCCUUGCCAUUCCGUCUUCGGUUACCAUCUCAUCGGCUUUGAGCAGUGCUGGUAAUUUCACGUGGGACUGGCCCAGUCUUGCCCAUGGCAAAGGUAUUGUGGCCCCUAGGUCUUUAGGGCGCCGUGUUGCUGAUCCUCCAUGCUAUGUCAACAGUGGGAAUGUGGGGCAGUUCCCUGACACUCAGAAUGAAGAGGAGGCCAUUGUGUAUAGAGGAAGUUCAAGGCAUGAAUAUAGUGGCAGAUCUACGGUCAACCAGAUGUAUUGCUACAACUCUUUCCAGACCACUAGGGAACCAAGCAAAGCUUUCUAUACUGUUGCAAAGGGGAAUUGUGGCUUGUCAUUAAGAACUCAUAAUUUAUCAUGUGGUUUGAAUGAAAAUCCUGAGACAGACCAAAGUUUGACAGAUGAACGGUCAUGGUGGGUUCGUCCUGGUGAUCUCCAAGGCUUGAAGGGUCAACUAAUACGCCUGUUUGAGUUAUCUGGUGGAUGCGUCCCACUUGUUCGUAUACCUUCAGAGUAUCUAAAGCUCUUCGGAAGACACCUCUAUGUAUCAGAAUAUGGAGCUGUUAAACUUGUUCAUCUUUUCGAAAAGCUGGCUGACUCUUUUAUUGUCAUAGGGAAGGGCCAGAGAAAGAUGAUAUGCCUUCGUAAUUCUGGUGAUAGAAACCUGAAGAAUUAUCAGAGUACACCAAUCAUUUUGACGAAGGAGAAGAGAGGAAGUUCUGUUCUUGAGGAAAGUGCCAUAGGAACAUGUCAGCAGUUGGGCAGCUCAUCAGAUGAUUUGUCAGAGGAUGAACGGAAUAUGAACCCAGAUGUAGAUGGAGAAUAUGUGUUCGAUGACCAUCUAGACAGUUUCAGGAAGGAGAUUCAGGAGCUUCUUGUUUGCUACUCCUGCCCUGUUCUGCUUGGUAAUCUCGAGUGUCUGUACGAGCAGCGGUACAAGAAGACCAUUGACUACGAGAGCUUUGGAGUUGCUGGUCUGGAGGAACUAGUUGAGAAGGUGAAAGAUGUGGAUUUGCAUGAGGAUCAAGCCAGCAAAAGGAAGUUCCUUAUAGCGCACUACAUCAAUAGUUAGGCACUCUGUUGUCUUAAUGGUUGGGUUUUCUUAGCAUGUGUCAAACACGGGCUGGCAUCUACUUUUUAUCAUGUCGGUGCGAUAAAUGUGGGUGGGAUAGCAAAUAUAUGUAAUAGCUUCGCGUUCAGCAAUUCAGCUAAUCUACGCAAAAGGAUGCUUAUGAAACAACAGUAACCAUUUGUUAGUUACUUGGCAAAUACAUCUAAUUCUAGCUUAGUUA
Messenger RNA from Phragmites australis (common reed), 3451 nucleotides. RefSeq lists its product as uncharacterized. Gene Ontology annotation, cellular component: peroxisome. Gene Ontology annotation, biological process: regulation of gene expression. Bases 1621 to 3231 code for a protein of 536 amino acids. Gene Ontology annotation, molecular function: RNA nuclease activity. The record is from RefSeq and is a predicted model, not a curated record. The transcript has 2 exons. Lineage: Eukaryota; Viridiplantae; Streptophyta; Magnoliopsida; Poales; Poaceae.